CAUACACAUAUUUUCACAUUUUCAUUCAUGGUUUACGGAUUUAACACAGUUUCAAGAGCGUUAUGGCUAAUCCGUCACUGAGUGGAAUUCUGAAGAGAAAAUUUGAGUUUGUGGAUGAGGACCCCUGGUAUUCCUCAUCUUCCUCCUCCCUUUGUUCCUCCACCUGUCUGGGGAGAGAGUCUUAUGAGAUGUGUCUCUGUAGUGACCCCCUGGAGCCUGGGCCAACCAACUGCACAUUAACUCUCAAACCCAGACCAGUCACAUCCAUCCUGAAGAAGACCAAAGGAAUGCGGGCAAAUGGCAAGGUUCACUUUGGUACGGUUACUGUGUUCCUCUUUCCACGGUGCCAGGGCUUCACCAGUGUGCCUAGUCGUGGAGGUUGCACACUGGGCAUGACGUGGCGGCACGCUGACUGUCGUAAAUUCACUGUGGCAGAGCACGCAGUGGACCAGCAGUGCCAACGCAGAGAGAAACUCCAACAGCGAUGGAGAGAAGAGAGGCUGAAGGCCCUCAAACAGAGGUGGAGCAGCAGUGGUGACAUGACUCUGGAGGAGAUGAACAGUUUGAUUGCUGAUAACAUGGUGAAUGAAGAUGUUCAGUUCAGUACCGAAGAUUUAGAGGGAAGAGGGUUCCCGCAGUCAUACUCCUCCAAAAGGAGACGAGCGCUGUUGAGGGCAGCGGGUGUUGCGCACAUUGACAGGGAAGAGAAGCGAGAGCUGAAGAGACUUCGUCUGUCCCGGGAAGACUGUGGCUGCCAUUGUCAGGACUACUGUGACCCUGAAACCUGUGCAUGCAGCCUGUCUGGAAUUAAAUGUCAGAUGGACCGAUCCAAUUUCCCUUGUGGGUGCUCAAAAGACGGGUGUGGGAACCCUAGAGGCCGAAUUGAGUUUAAUUCUAGUCGGGUGCAGAGUCAUUACAUUCGCACCCAGAUGAAACUGGAGCUAGAAAGACGAUUGAUGGAGGAGAAGGCUGACCAGCCCUAUCGACUGUGGAGCUCUGAGCAAGGUCCCAGUGGAGGCGGCAACCAUUCACUUCUCCCAGUGGAUGAUACCAUCUCCCUUUCCCUCCCUGCCAGUCCUGCCUUGUGCUUAAGCACCGGGCUGUCAAUAGAGGGCGAAGACAGCUGCAGCAGUGACAUGUCAGACUCUUCAUUUUCAUCUGUUCAGAGCCUGGACUAUGAUGCAGAGGAUGGUUCUUUCCCAGAUCAACAUGCUCUGGAUAUGGCUGACAGAAGCAUCCCUCACACUGUUGGUCACCUUCACACAGGCACACAGGACCUCCCACACACUAACAAGACUCAUACCAACUCAGUCCAGCAAUCAUUCAGCCAAAACUCCAACUUCUCAGAGGCUGACAGCUGUACCAUAUCAGGUGCUGGGCAUCAUGAGAGGACUUUGCUGAACCUAGACAACACAGACAAUUUAAAUUCAAACAGUAACUACAAGUCAUUGACUUUUGAAUACUUGGAUGAAAAUGCCAAUCAGUCUAGCGACCUGCUCCUAAAUAAUUCCUUUGAUGCUCCCCCAACUCCAUCUCCCUACACUGACUCACCAGACAGUUACAUGGACCUGAGUCUGUCCUCAGAGUCAGACCUGGGCUUCUUUGAUGGUUUUUAUAUGUAUAGUACUUGCCCUGUUCAAAGUCACCUCAAGAUAGACAGUCAGCCGGACAAUAUCUGUCUCUACCAGUUCUCCCGCUGUUCAAGCCCUCCUCAAGCGGAUGAACCAGGUGUCAGUUACCUGGAAUCUCUCAUAGGAUUGUCUUAAUCUCAAUGGGUAAACUCAUUCCAAGCUUGUGGAACACUUAAAGACUGUAGGAAAUGAAACUUGGUCCUGACACUUGGUGGUUAAUAAUAUUGGCGAACUGUGAUUAAUCUUUAGUUCAGCUGGCAAAGGUAGGGCAUUUGUGUUGGGUUAGCACUUUAAUAUCCAGAUAUUGAAAAAACCUUGUUAAAAUAAGCCUUCAACUUUUACAUUUAAGCAGUUUGAGAAGAAGCAGUGUUGGUACACUUUUUUCCCUCAAGGAAUUGUCUUGACCUAAAUUUCUAAAUGAAGAGAACAUGUCUUUAGAUAAAUACCCUCCCCCCUCCUUUCCAUUUUCCCCCUCAGAAACAUUACCUCUAAGUAUUCAAUUCAUACUCAUACAGUGUUAUAAUUAGAGCAUCUAGAUUUAUUUCAUUUUGGCCUGAAGGUAAAGAUUCAUACCCACCAAAUAAAAAAAAAGAAAAGAAACCUCAGGGAUAUUUUAACAGUUCAGAAACCAUACUGCAUUAGGUUUAGAGAAAUGCAUUUUUGUUUGUUUGUGUGUUUAUUUUAGAGGAAACAUGUAUUUACGUGGAUUUGUAUAUUUCAGCAUUAUGUAUAUUUGAAACUAAACUGACUGUUCUGCUCAGUUUUAUUUUAUGCUGUAAUUAUAGACUACCUGAGAAAUGUUUUGCAUAUUUUGUCAUGUUUUUUUAAUUUAUUUUUUCUUUUUUAAAACAACAUAUUUGAAAUGAUUCCAGAGUGUUUAGACAAUAAUAUAAAUAUGCUUUUAGGUACCAUGAUCACUUUAUGAAGUCCAAUUUAAAAUACAUUGCCUU
Molecule: messenger RNA, 2581 nt
Organism: Chanos chanos (milkfish)
Lineage: Eukaryota; Metazoa; Chordata; Actinopteri; Gonorynchiformes; Chanidae
Product: cysteine/serine-rich nuclear protein 1
Exons: 5
Coding region: 63-1766 (567 amino acids)
Biological process (GO): regulation of transcription by RNA polymerase II
Cellular component (GO): nucleus
Molecular function (GO): DNA-binding transcription factor activity, RNA polymerase II-specific; sequence-specific DNA binding
Source: RefSeq, a predicted model, not a curated record